Molecule: messenger RNA, 3334 nt
Organism: Haliotis rufescens (red abalone)
Lineage: Eukaryota; Metazoa; Mollusca; Gastropoda; Lepetellida; Haliotidae
Product: cubilin-like
Exons: 20
Coding region: 29-3268 (1079 amino acids)
Source: RefSeq, a predicted model, not a curated record
AUUGUCUGGAGGUACAGAGUACAUUAAGAUGUCUCCACGUGCAGUGAUCAGCUUGCUGGUGGUUUGCCUCUGUCUGGCCUCCACAGAAGGACGAGCAUUCAAAAAUGAGAAAGCACGGCUGAAGCGACAAGCUGGAAGCAGAUGUGUUGGGGGCGUGAGGGAAGAUCUCAUUGGAGAGAUAGAGUUUGGCUCUGGUCAAUACCAAAACAACGAAGACUGCUGCUUCGAGCUCCGUCCUUACUUUGGCGGUUCUUUCACGGUCGAUCUGGAGUUUAGUGUCUUUGACAUUGAGCAAGGUCCUCGCUGCAGUUAUGACUCUGUUACCUAUGGAACAAGUGACGGUAUUACCGAGAUCGACUGUGGCACGAAGGAUGUCGGAUACAUUAGAUCGUUCAACAGCACGGACAGUUUCCAGUUGUGUUUCCAUAGUGACGGCUCUCAAGUUGGUCGUGGCAUCAAUGUCUUUUAUAUGACUAUCCCAGUACCUUCCCUGAACUAUAGCACCACUCCGUCCUUGAACGUGACAGCCUCGCCUUCACUGAACUACAGCACCGCUCCGUCCUUGAACGUGACAGCCUCGCCUUCCCUGAACUACAGCACCACUCCGUCCUUGAACGUGACAGCCUCGUCUUCACCGAAUUUUACCCUUCCCUACAACAAUGCAACAUCUUCUCUCAACACAACCGGAAAUGAGACUCAGUCCUGCAACAGAUAUCUGACUGGCGAGAGGGGCAACUUUUCAAGCCCUAACUACAACCAGACCUACCCCAACAGACAGGACUGUGCGACUGUCAUCAGCGGACUCACUGGGGACUACACAUUGAGGGUCAACUUCACUAGGUUUGAUCUGGAGAGUAAUAGUGCCUGCAGAUACGACUGGCUUCAGUUCAGCUGGGCUAACAACCAGACCGAAAAAGCCUGUGGUCACGAGUGGGACAACCGCACACUGGAAUUCGACGUCGACGGUGGUAACGUCACAGCAAGCUUCCACUCUGACGGCAGCGUUACAAAGCCAGGAUUCUUUGCAACAUACGAAAUCAAGCCAAGGGGUGUUCCCAGGAGCCGUCGCAACUGCACCUUCACUACUCGGGCUGAGCACGGUAUGAUCCAGAGCCUGCCUGGUACAGGGGAGGACUACGAGAACAACCUCAACUGCAGCUAUGUCUUCAAUGUCCCCAGCAAUAGUAGUCUUCACUUCAACUUCACCACCUUCGACCUCGAGGGCGGUAACGGAUGUCCCUUCGAUUAUGUUCAGAUCAAUGGUGGACGAAGAUGGUGCGGAAGUACCAUUAACGGGAGGCAAGUGAACGGAACUGGUGAGGUUGUGCUGAGAUUUGUCACCGACGGUUCAGUGAGGAGGAGAGGUUUUGUGGCUCGUUUCAACAUCAGGAUGGACAAUGGAACAUCACCAAACACAACAGUUGCCCCAGCCAACACAACAAUCGUCCCAGCAAACACGACAGUCGUUCCACCCAACACAACUGUUGCCCCAGCCAACACAACAAUCGUCCCAGCAAACACGACAGUAGUUCCACCCAACACAACAGUCGUUCCACCCAACACAACAGUUGUACCAGCCAACACAACUAUCGUCCCAGCCAACACAACUGGAAAUGGAAGCCAAUCCUGCAACAGAUAUCUGACUGGCGAGAGAGGCAACUUUUCAAGCCCUAACUACAACCAGACCUACCCCAACAGACAGGACUGUGCGACUGUCAUCAGCGGACUCACUGGGGACUACACAUUGAGGGUCAACUUCACUAGGUUUGAUCUGGAGAGUAAUGGUGCCUGCAGAUACGACUGGCUUCAGUUCAGCUGGGCUAACAACCAGACCGAAAAAGCCUGUGGUCACGAGUGGGACAACCGCACACUGGAAUUUGACGUCGACGGCGGUAAUUUCACAGCACUGUUCCACUCCGAUGGCAGCGUAACCAGGCCAGGAUUUUUUGCCACAUACGAAAUAAAGCCAAGGGGUGUUCCCAGGAACCGUCACAACUGCACCUUCACUGCCCGGGCUGAGCACGGUAUGAUCCAGAGCCUGCCUGGUACAGAGGAAGACUACGAGAACAACCUCAACUGCAGCUACGUCUUCAGUGUCCCCAGCAAUAGCAGUCUUCACUUCAACUUCACCACCUUCGACCUCGAGGGCGGUAAUGGAUGUCCCUACGAUUAUGUUCAGAUCAAUGGUGGACGAAGAUGGUGUGGAAGUACCAUCACCGAGAGGCGAGUGAACGGAACUGGUGAGGUUGUGCUGAGAUUUGUCACCGACGGUUCAGUGAAAAGGAGAGGUUUUGUGGCUCGCUACAACAUCAGGAUGGUCGCUCCUGCAAAUACGACCGUCGCACCAGGCAACACGACCGUCGCACCAGGCAACAUCACCGUCGCACCAAGCAACACGACCGUCGCACCAGGCAACACGACCGUCGCACCAGGCAACACGACCGUCGCACCAGGCAACAUCACCGUCGCACCAGGCAACAUCACCGUCGCACCAGGCAACAUCACCAUCGCACCAGGCAACACCACCGUUGCACCAGGCAAUUACACCGUCGCACCAGGCAACACAACCGUGCAACCUUACGACGUAACGACAUAUACCUGCAACUACGACACUGAAUCCCUGGAAGGCAGAAUAGCUCUGGCAACUGACAUCGAUGGUUUCUACGCAAACAACGAAGAGUGUCGCAUCAAUCUAUAUUCACCUGCUCUUCCCCACGUGACCACGAUCAACUUCACACGCUUUGAUGUUGAAUAUAAUAGCAACUGUCGUUACGACAGCCUGUCAGUGAGGCUUGGAAACAACACAAUGGACACACUAUGUGGAAACAACAGAGGUCCCUUCGUGAAGCAAUACUCUAACGCAGAACCACUACUCGCCAUGACAUUCGUCAGUGAUUCGAGUGUUUCGGGUCUCGGUUUCGCCUUCGACUACCAGACUGAAGUAGAGUACUGUAAUGCUGUGAUCAAUGGUACAUCCGGGUCAUUCGCAACUCCCCCUGGUGGCUACAGUCCCAACAUGGAAUGCACAUACACCAUCAACACCCCCACGCCAGCUGAACUCCACUUCACCUUCGAGGAAUUUGACAUUGAGAGUGCAAGCAGAUGCACGUACGACGCCGUCACCAUGGGCGAAGACAGACUGUGUGGAAGCAGCCCCGGCAGCAAGACAUACCAAUCUGAUGGAACCUUUGUGAUCACCUUCACAUCUGACGGCUCCGUGCAAAGGGAAGGUUUCUACAUGUCCUUCACAUCAUUGCCAGUGGCAUAACCAGACUGACCUACACGGCGAGAUCUAGUUGACAACAAUAUGAGUAAAUAAACUCCAUGUCCUCUA